This is a messenger RNA of Xiphophorus maculatus (southern platyfish), 895 nucleotides long. RefSeq names its product translation initiation factor IF-2-like. NCBI's taxonomy places the organism in Eukaryota, Metazoa, Chordata, Actinopteri, Cyprinodontiformes, Poeciliidae. The record is from RefSeq and is a predicted model, not a curated record. Bases 143 to 754 code for a protein of 203 amino acids. The transcript has 5 exons.
UAUACCUCACGCGUUCUUUUAAAAGCAGACGUCAUCUCAGGGUAAGAAUCACAGCUCUCCAGAAUUUCGACUGACUUUUGUUACAAAUCCAGCUGUAUUUCCAAACUUGUUAAUUUUCUUUAAAGAAGUAUUAUUUUGAAUUAUGUCUGACUUUACAGGAAGAUCUGCAGCUAUAAGUUCUCAGGUUCUAUCCACGUUGUUCGAUCGGGCAGUCUCAGAAGAUCCAAACAUUGUCUUAGAGUCGGAAUUUAUAAGCGAUCUUGCCAAUACUCAGGAGACAUACCAGAACCACACAGGAUUAAACAAUACAAUUGAUAACCGGGAGAAUCCUAGGAAGAACCGCUUGUCAUUGAAUAAAAAAAGAACUGACUCUGAAGCUAUCAGAUCAUCACAGCUGGUGAAUACGGCUCUGACACCAUCCGGUUCUGUUCAGACAGGAGUACACAGCAUAACCCGUGAUGAAGACGUAAUUCUCAUCUCGUCUGAAUCGGAAGACGAACCUGUGGCAGACCUGCCUUCAGGGCAGAGAUUUGAUUUCAUCUCCGUCACGCCUCCUCCCACACCACGGCAGGCUGCCAGGGCAAGGCCAGACAUCGAACAGAGAGCAGAACCUGAACCUGAACCAGAACCUGAAGCGGAUCCGGAACUAGAACCUGAAGCGGAACCGGAACCAGAUCCUGAAGCGGAACCAGAAGCGCUACCUGAGAGGCCUACUAAUUCUCUCCAGCCAUGUAAGUUUAAUUAUUUGUUUUAGAUAAUAAAGAUAUAUACCUUUAAUGCUUCUCUUGUCUGAUUCCAAUGCAAGUCCCAAUUUUCAAACUGUUAUUUUAAGUUAAAAGAAAGAUAUAUAUCCGUAACGUAAACUCUAAUAAAGUUUCUCUUUAUAACACCUUAA